Pygoscelis adeliae (Adelie penguin) is the source of this 2070-nucleotide messenger RNA. It is a transcript of the gene PPA1, whose product is annotated as pyrophosphatase (inorganic) 1. Gene Ontology annotation, cellular component: membrane; cytoplasm. The record is from RefSeq and is a predicted model, not a curated record. The coding region runs from base 101 to 1765 and encodes 554 amino acids. Gene Ontology annotation, biological process: G protein-coupled receptor signaling pathway; phosphate-containing compound metabolic process. The transcript has 13 exons. NCBI's taxonomy places the organism in Eukaryota, Metazoa, Chordata, Aves, Sphenisciformes, Spheniscidae. Gene Ontology annotation, molecular function: inorganic diphosphate phosphatase activity; neuropeptide receptor activity; peptide binding.
CAACGGCAGCUGGCCCAACUCUACCGCAAGCGAGAGCCACCUCCUGAGGGAGAACUACACCUUCUCGGCAUACUACCAGCACUCCUCCCCCGUGGCCGCCAUGUUCAUCCUGGCCUACACUUUCAUCUUCCUCAUGUGCAUGAUCGGCAACAUCCUGGUGUGCUUUAUCGUGGUGAAGAACCGCCAGAUGCGGACGGUCACCAACAUGUUCAUCCUCAACCUGGCCAUCAGCGACCUGCUGGUGGGCAUCUUCUGCAUGCCCACUACCUUGGUGGACAACCUCAUCACGGGUUGGCCCUUUGACAACGCCAUGUGCAAAAUGAGCGGCCUGGUGCAGGGCAUGUCCGUCUCCGCCUCAGUUUUCACGCUGGUGGCAAUCGCUGUGGAGAGGUUUCGCUGCAUCGUCCACCCCUUCCGGCAGAAGCUGACGCUGAGGAAAGCCCUGGUGACCAUCACCAUCAUCUGGGUGCUGGCCCUGAUCAUCAUGUGCCCCGCUGCCAUCACCCUGACCGUCACCAGGGAGGAGCACCACUUCAUGGUGGACACCUACAACAACUCCUACCCCCUCUACUCCUGUUGGGAGGCCUGGCCCGAGACGGGGAUGAGGAGGAUCUACACCACCGUCCUCUUCUCCCACAUCUAUGUGGCUCCCCUCGCCCUCAUCGUCAUCAUGUACGCCCGCAUCGCCUUCAAGCUCUUCAAGUCGACGGCACCUGCCCACGGCCAAGAGGAGCCGGAGAGGAGGAGGGUCUCCCGGAGGAAGGCCAAGGUCAUCAACAUGCUUAUCAUCGUCGCCCUCUUCUUCACCCUCUCCUGGCUGCCCCUCUGGACACUGAUGCUGCUUACAGACUACGGGCGGCUGAGCGAGGGCCAGCUCCGCCUGGUCACCGUCUACGUCUUCCCCUUCGCCCACUGGUUGGCCUUCUUUAACAGCAGCGCCAACCCCAUCAUCUACGAGGACGCCGCCGGACGCUACAUCUCCCCUUUCCACGAUAUCCCCAUCUACGCGGACGCCGGCAAGAAUGUGUUCAACAUGGUUGUGGAAGUACCUCGAUGGACAAAUGCUAAAAUGGAGAUUGCAACAAAGGAUCCCUUAAACCCAAUUAAGCAAGACGUUAAGAAAGGAAAACUGCGCUACGUAGCUAAUGUGUUUCCCCAUAAGGGCUAUAUCUGGAAUUACGGUGCUAUCCCACAGACUUGGGAAGACCCAGGUCACAAAGAUGGAAAUACUGGCUGCUGUGGAGAUAACGAUCCAAUUGAUGUGUGUGAAAUUGGAAGCAAGGUCUGCUCUCGAGGGGAAGUCAUCAAAGUGAAGGUGCUGGGCAUGCUGGCACUGAUUGAUGAGGGAGAGACAGACUGGAAGAUAAUUGCUAUCAAUGUUGAAGACCCUGAAGCAGACAACUAUAAUGACAUCAAUGAUGUCAGAAGGAUGAAACCUGGAUACUUAGAAGCUACAGUGGACUGGUUCAAAAGAUACAAAGUACCUGAUGGAAAGCCAGAAAACCAGUUCGCUUUUAAUGGCGAAUUUAAAGACAAGGAUUUUGCAGUGAACAUCAUCAAAAGCACUCAUGAACACUGGAAAGCUUUAAUAGCGAAGAAAACUGACGGAGGGGAGAUCAACUGCACAAAUCUGACGGUGUCUGACAGCCCCUUCUGCUGUAGUCAAGAGUGUGCAAAAGCUACUGUGGAUGCAGCACCGCCGUGUAAAGCUGCCAACCCAAUCCCACCCGAAGUUGACAAGUGGUUCUACUACCAGAAGAACUAAGGCCUGAGGAUGGGUGGUGACACAGCUGCGCCCUUCCCACCGAGGGGUCGCCACAGGCAGGAAUAGACCAGGGAAAUAGUAGCUGCAGUGUCAACAAGACGACCUUGUCUGCAACUUUGCCGAUUAGAAUUACGUAUCUAGCAGUGACGUCUCUGCUGCAUCGAGGUCUUGUGGAGGCUAGAAGACAUAAUUUAUAAAAUCGAAACACCCUGCUUGUGCGUGUCGUAAAGUGCUUUGUAAAUCGCGACAGAAGAUCGCUCACCUGGUACGUGUAUGGAUGCUAUAAAUAAAAACUACUGAAACUG